AUGGCACUCUUCAAGAUUGUGUUCUCUUUGCUGCUGCUGGCUGCUGCAGAGGAGUGCGACAACUCUGAGCGUGAUGAGGUGCAGCUCCUGCAAGCCCAGGAUAAGGGCAGAGAGAUUCAGCCAGAUUGGACCAAGAUCGUCGAUGCUGCCAAAACUGCAGUGAAUUCAGGCAUUGGAAAGGUGACCACCCAAUUGUCUGAUGCUCUCGACACUGCGAACACGAAAAUUCUGGCUGCUGGCACAAAGUUCAAUCAAUCCGUGGAGAAAUUCGAAUCCAAAGCCAAUGCAAACUUCACCGUGAGCCAGAACCUUUCAGCGUUCAAGAGUCUUAUCGAUGCCAAUGUCAAGCAGUUCGUCCCGUCCUACAACACGACCCUGAAACAGGUCACAACUGGACUUGCAACCACCAAGACCGUUAUGGGAGCAAUGGGCCAGAAGGAGUUGGCAGAGAAAUUGGAGAAAUUAGAGGGCACUGUCACCGACAAUUUGAGAGCCCUGGCGGAUUCAACCCAGGCCAUGGCGCAAGAUAUGACACAGGCUACAGCAGAUAACUAUGGUGACUACUUUGCCACAAUGAAGAAGAAGUUGCAAUUUAUCUCUUCAACCAGUGCCUCUUUCAAGAGCACCUUCGAGUCACAGUUGGAGGCCUUCUCAGGUGCCUUGCUCGGACCCUUGGAGGUUGCACUUGGGGAUAAAGCUUCAACUCAGAUCAGUGACCUCACGGCAAAGGCGGACCUCGUUCUUGGCAAUUUGCAGCAAGUGGUGGGAAACUACAGCCAGGGCUUGAAGACCAUCGGAGAGACCGUUGAUGUGAAGCUGCAGAAUACCAACAGUGAAGGCUUCUUUGGCAAGAUCUUCCACGGCCUCUUUCGCUGA
Messenger RNA from Durusdinium trenchii, 876 nucleotides. The record is from the annotation of a GenBank genome assembly. NCBI's taxonomy places the organism in Eukaryota, Dinophyceae, Suessiales, Symbiodiniaceae.